UAAUUGUUUGCUACAUGAAGAAAGGGAUGCCAGAAGGGCCAUCCGUGAGGAAGUUUCACCAUUUGGUGUGCCCGUUUGUGGGGCAGCAGGUGGUCAAGACGGGGGGCAGCAGUAAGAAGCUAAACCCUGCCAGUUUCCAGUCCCUGUGGCUCCAGGACACCCAGGUCCAUGGAAAGAAAUUAUUCCUUAGAUUUGAUCCAGAUGAAGAAACUAGGUCUCCUGGCAACAACCCACUGCCAAAACCUCUACAAAAAGGAGAGAGGAAGGAAGGGGCUGGGGACCAAAAGCAGACCUUGGGUCCCGACAUCCAGAAAGUCUCAGACCAGUCCUCCCAGUCUCCAGAGCUUGUCUACAGUGGAGACAAUGGUUCGGAGUGUUUGGGAGGAGGCAGCCCUGCAGGGGUUGCUGAGAGGUGGCUGCAGAUCCGCUUUGGUUUGUUUGGCAGCAUUUGGGUGAACGAAUUCUCCAGAGCAAAGAAAGCAAACAAGAGGGGUGACUGGAGGGACCCCAUUCCAAGGUUGGUCUUGCACUUUGGCGGUGGUGGCUUCCUGGCAUUUUAUAAUUGUCAGCUGUCUUGGAGCUCUUCCCCACUGAUCAAACCCACCUCUGACAUCUUGUCUGAAAAGUUCCAUCGAGGACAAGCCUUGGAAGCACUGGGCCAGGCUCAGCCCGUCUGCUAUACACUGUUGGACCAAAGAUACUUCUCAGGCGUAGGGAACAUCAUUAAGAAUGAAGCCUUGUACAGAGCUGGGAUCCAUCCCCAAUCUCUUGGUUCACUCCUCAGUCCUCAGCAACUUGAGAUCCUCGUGGAUCAUGUGGUGGAGUUCAGUGCCGACUGGCUUCACGGCAAGUUCCAGGGCAGACAGCAGCACACGCAGAUCUACCAGAAGGAUCAGUGCCCUGCCGGCCACCGGGUCAUGAGGGAGGCCUUCGGGCCUCCAGGUGGCUUCCAGAGGCUCACCUGGUGGUGCCCACAGUGCCAGCCCAGGCUGUCCCCUGAUGAGCUGGAGCAAGGUCAGCUUUCCUAA
This is a messenger RNA of Pteronotus mesoamericanus, 1028 nucleotides long. RefSeq names its product nei like DNA glycosylase 2 (gene NEIL2). Gene Ontology annotation, biological process: base-excision repair. Gene Ontology annotation, molecular function: DNA-(apurinic or apyrimidinic site) endonuclease activity; damaged DNA binding; DNA N-glycosylase activity. Bases 15 to 1028 code for a protein of 337 amino acids. NCBI's taxonomy places the organism in Eukaryota, Metazoa, Chordata, Mammalia, Chiroptera, Mormoopidae. The transcript has 5 exons. The record is from RefSeq and is a predicted model, not a curated record.